This is a messenger RNA of Ictidomys tridecemlineatus (thirteen-lined ground squirrel), 5154 nucleotides long. It is a transcript of the gene Oprd1, whose product is annotated as opioid receptor delta 1. Gene Ontology annotation, biological process: G protein-coupled opioid receptor signaling pathway; neuropeptide signaling pathway. The record is from RefSeq and is a predicted model, not a curated record. Gene Ontology annotation, molecular function: G protein-coupled enkephalin receptor activity; neuropeptide binding. Gene Ontology annotation, cellular component: neuron projection; plasma membrane. Lineage: Eukaryota; Metazoa; Chordata; Mammalia; Rodentia; Sciuridae.
UGGUGCAGCGCCCGCCCCCGGUUGCGGGCGCAGGCUGGCGGACGCCUCCGGGCCACGUGGUGCGCGCGGCGGGCGCGUCCGAGGAGCCCGUAGCAGCUCCUGGCUCACAGCGCUCCGGGCUAGGCGAGCGGGAGGACGCCGUGUGCUGGGUCGGUGCUGGCGGCAGGGCAGGCGGAGGAGGCGCAGAGAAAGCCGGUCGGCCAGGACGCUGCAGCAGGCGGCGUCGGGGCCGCAGCUUCGGCCCUUCGUGCGCCCCUAGCGCCAGGUUCCUGCGCCCUGGGCGCACGGUGGAGAGGGACCCGGAGUCGAUCGCGGGGCCGCCAUGGAGCCUGUCCCCUCUGCGGAUGCCGAGCUACAGCCCCUGAUUCUCACCAACGCCUCGGACGCCUUCCCCAGCGCCUUCCCCAGCGCGGGCGCCAAUGCGUCGGGGCAGCCGGGCGCUCGGAGCGCCUCAUCCCUCGCCCUGGCUAUCGCCAUCACCGCGCUCUACUCGGCUGUGUGCGCAGUGGGGCUGCUGGGCAACGUUCUUGUCAUGUUUGGCAUCGUCCGGUACACUAAGUUGAAGACGGCCACCAACAUCUACAUCUUCAACCUGGCCUUGGCCGAUGCGCUGGCCACCAGCACGCUGCCCUUCCAGAGUGCCAAGUACCUGAUGGAGACGUGGCCCUUCGGGGAGCUGCUCUGCAAGGCUGUGCUCUCUAUCGACUACUACAACAUGUUCACCAGCAUCUUCACUCUCACCAUGAUGAGCGUUGACCGCUACAUCGCCGUCUGCCACCCGGUCAAGGCCCUGGACUUCCGCACACCUGCCAAGGCCAAGCUGAUCAACAUCUGCAUCUGGGUCCUGGCCUCAGGUGUUGGUGUCCCCAUCAUGGUCAUGGCUGUGACCCGACCCCGGGAUGGGGCGGUGGUAUGCAUGCUCCAGUUUCCCAGCCCCAGCUGGUACUGGGACACGGUGACCAAGAUCUGCGUGUUCCUCUUCGCCUUCGUGGUGCCCAUCCUCAUCAUCACAGUGUGCUACGGCCUCAUGCUGCUGCGCUUGCGCAGCGUGCGCCUCCUGUCAGGCUCCAAGGAGAAGGACCGCAGCCUGCGGCGCAUCACGCGUAUGGUGCUGGUGGUGGUGGGCGCCUUCGUGGUGUGCUGGGCGCCCAUCCAUAUCUUCGUCAUCGUAUGGACGCUGGUGGACAUCGACCGGCGCGAUCCACUAGUGGUGGCCGCUCUGCACCUGUGCAUCGCGCUGGGCUACGCCAACAGCAGCCUCAACCCCGUGCUCUACGCCUUCCUGGACGAGAACUUCAAGCGCUGCUUCCGCCAACUCUGCCGCACGCCCUGCUGCCGCCCGGAGCCAGCCAGCUUCAGCCGCGCCCGGGAAGCCACCGCCCGCGAGCGUGUCACCGCUUGCACCCAAUCGGUCGGCCCGGGUGGUGGCGCUGCCGCCUGACCAGUCCUGGCUGGCCCCCGCGCGCUCCUCCGAAAUGACCCGGCGGUCACACUGAGCCCCCUGGGAAGCGGGGACCACUAUUCGAAAUGGGGCAGUAGAAGGUCGGAUUCUGUUUUGGAGAAGAGCAUGGGACUUGAGGCCAUCCAGCGGCCGUGAGGUGGAGCCUGUGCAGUGGGGUGGGCCUCGGCGCUGGUGCAAGGUGGAAGGCUCCAGAUUGGGACUGAGGGGCGGGGCCUGCAGCUCUAGAACCGAGCCCCUUAAUAAGGCCUCUCCAGCGGGGUGGAGAGUUGGGGACAACCUCUAAUUCUAUCUCACCCCGAGUGGGACUUCUAUUGGGUUCUGCCCUGAGACCUGAGGAUUCUGGGCCCAGGAUCCAGUGGUGGGGACAGGGGCUUGAGUUGUAAGAUUGGGCAUGUGCACCGUGUAGAGGAUCCUCUCCCAGGAGGAGAUGGGGGUACCACAGAGUGAGGCGGGAUGCUGCUGGAGAAUCGGUCACGAGAUAGGAGGGCCUGUAUGCACUAUCUGGAACCUCAAAUUUUGGGUGGAGUGCCACCCCUGUUCUAGCAAGGGACAGGACUCCUUGAGGUCUUCGUUCAACUUUACUUCUUUAUAGAUAAAGAAAAUACAAGACAAACAGAAGGAAAGAGAGAAAUAAUGUACUUUCUCUCUUGGACAUUCAUUUCCAGGGAGUGGUUCAGAGAUCCAGCUCCACAAUUGACCUAGUGGCCACAACACCAACUUCCAGUGGGGUUUUGGGACAGGAUGGUGGAGCCGGGCUAGCUGUUCUAUCAAAGACGACUGAAACGGGGCCUUGGUUGGGACAGGGUCCCCAGGGCCCUAAAGCUCAGGGAAAAGCAAGAAGGGCUGGGUGCUGCACCCAGCUUCAGUGGACCUCUGUGCCAAGGGGCAGCAGUGGGUGGGCUGAGACAGAGAGGUAAGGCUUCUGCUGUGAAAUUAGUCCCUCAAGGUUGAAGGUGGAUGUUUUACAGAGACCCCAGGGUCCUGGCAUUUGUGGCCCAGUACUAGAACACAGAGGGCCAUCUAAUGAUAGCUCCAUGCAUGGUGAGUGCACUGGAACUGGGCUGGGGGUUGCCAGAAGAACAAGUACAGAUGCUUGGAAUUCUGAUAAGCACCCCAAUAUUCUUUCCCCUUCUCCCAGCAUCUGGCUGUGACCCAGGUAUCUGGUGCCAGUGACUAGUGAACUGGAACUGCCCACAUGGGGCCUGACUUGGAAGGAACUGGGGGAAAGUGCCUUUCGUAACUGCAAUGCUAGUGUUGGCCAUGAUCCUCUCUCCUUUUGCCCAAAGGAUCCAAGGUCCCUGACCUAAUUCAAUUCACCCAGCUCCCCCUUCAAGCUACUGAGGGUAGGGUUCACCUAAAGAUGGUCAUAGGAAUCUGUUCAGAUAUCCCAGAUCUUUGCUUCCCUUCUCCCCAGGCAGGGUCUGUCUUUGCUACCCAUCCUCUGGGCCUCCUCUUCCCCCGCCCCCCAGACACUGUCUGACUGCCUCAGCAACGCACCCCUGACUCCCUAUUGAAGCAGCCUGGUGACAUCCUUGUAAAAACAAAUUUAAUUUUCUUCCUUUUUUGGGACAGAUGGAAAGAAAUUGACGUCUUUGUCUCAAACAAAAAAAGAAAAGAGAAAGAAACAAUAUACCUCUUUCCCCUUUGACAGCCAUUUCUUUGGAACAAAGGCUGGAGGCUGUCACUCUGGCAGGCACUGAAGUAGCAUUCGGGGGAGAGGGUUGGGCACCAAGAAGGGCUUCGUGCACUUUGUGCACAGGGGUAAGAGUCCCUUCAGUGGUCAAAGUGCAGCCCUUCUUAGGGUGAAGAAGCCUUGGACCUGGAGAUAUUCUUCCUCUAGGAAAUAGAUCCCCUGGGACCUAGGAUGCAAGGCAGUGGUCACCACUCAGAUCAGCCUGCUAAGCCACCAUGACCUGGGGUCUCAAGCCUCCUAGCUCACCUCACCAACUGAAUGGACCCUGUGACCAUAGAGAUUUCCAUUUGAAUGUGUAGGGGAUGUGUGAAUGGGGGUGAUCAGCAAGGCAGGGGCACCUGGAUACUCCUAAUCAUUUGGGAAUCUCCUACUUUGGGGAGAUGGCAGAGAAAGGGGACAAUUCAGGAAUUAGGGAAGACUCCUGAAUUAGAUGACAGAGAAGUCAGGGCUGUUUAUUUAUCUUGCAAGGACUGUGUCUUCUCUGCCCCCACUCAGAAGAGGCCUGUCUCAAAGCUGCUUCAAGCCCACUCACUGCCACCCCCUGUGGGUAUAACAGAUCUGGUUGCUUUUUAUCUCUUUGAUAUAAAAUUGUUCUAGGUCAGCAGAGGCUGACCCAGACUGUGUGCAUUUAAGGAAAUGUACACUUGUGUUGAAAUCUACUUCCUGCUAGGCUGUGCGCCCUGGGCACUGGGACAGGGAAAUGUCGGGCUUGACUCUGCCCUCAGAAAUCUCAGAGCCAAUGCUGGGAGACAAAGCAUAAACAGGUAGUUGCAUGUCAGUGAUAAGUGCAGCGGCAGGGAUCCCCAGGGAUGGCAUCGCAGGAAGUGUCUUUUUAGCUUUUUACUAAAAACACUUGUUUGAAACAAUUCUAUAAGAGCUUAGAAGGUGUCAAGGGACCCUAAAGGAUGAGUAGGAGCUGGUCACCAAGAAGAGGGAACAGUGAGUGCAAAAGCAUGGGGCCAGGCAUGGUGGCACACAUCUGUAAUCCCAGCAGCUCAGGGGGCUGAGGCAGGAGGAUCACAAGUUCAAAGGCAGCCUCAGCAAAAGUGAGGCCCUAAGCAACUCAGUGAGACCCUGUCUCUAAAUAAAAUACAAAAUAGGGCUGGGGAUGUGGCUCAGUGGUUGAGGGACCCUGAGUUCAAUCCCUGGUACCAAAGGGGGAGGGGGGGAAGCACAGGGAUGUUCAAGUGCUUGGCAAACCCAAGAAGUUCGGUGCAGCAGGAGCACAGGACUUGACUGAGCACGUCCGAGUGCCAGGCUCACUGCCAAAUGCUUUAUGCACUUUAUCCCAGCUGGUCCUUGUGACUGUCCAUUCGGGGAAGUAGUAUUAUUCCUCUUUUAGAUAAGAAAGCCAAGGCUCAAAGAGAUCGAGCCACUUGCUCCUGAGUCACGGGGCCUGUUAACAGCUGCAGAACUCAGGUCAGUGGAAUUCCAAGAAAAGUUCCAGGGUCCAAGUUUGCAAUUAAUUCCAGGCAUCAUUAAAAUAGAAAGACAUUGGGAGCUGGAACCCUGGGAUGGGGUUUUUGAAGACUUGAAACAAAAUGGGAAAACCUGAAGGAAAAGGGCAAAUUUUCAUGAACUUUUGUUCCUCCUGAAGCUCUCUAAAUCUUCACAUUUCAAAAUGUACCGUGUGUGAUACAUUCUAAAGCUCCAAAUUGACAGUGUAAUUCUAGAUCAUCACAGGGUUCUGAAAACUGCAGAGUAGGUCUCUACCCCCCUAAUUUUCCAUUGCUCAUUCUCUAGGAGAUGGAAGGGAAGCUUUUGCUCCUGGUUUAAAAAUGUCCUAUAGUUGGCUGGACGUGGAGGCACAUGCCUGUAAUCCCAGUGACUUGGGAGGCUGAGGGAGGUGGAUUUGCAAUUUUGAUACCAGCCUCUGCAACUUAGCAGGACCCUGUCUCAAAAUUAAAAUAAAAAAGGGGGACCUGAGGGGGUAUAGAUUAGUGUUAAAACACACCUGCGUUCAACCCCCAGUACCAAUAAAUAAAAAUGUCCUACAGUU